Messenger RNA from Stylophora pistillata, 4541 nucleotides. Its product is annotated as cation channel sperm-associated auxiliary subunit beta. Gene Ontology annotation, cellular component: cilium; CatSper complex. NCBI's taxonomy places the organism in Eukaryota, Metazoa, Cnidaria, Anthozoa, Scleractinia, Pocilloporidae. The record is from RefSeq and is a predicted model, not a curated record.
GUGGAAAGAUUUUUUUAUAGAUGGUUGUUUGAAUCUAACGCCAGUAAGUGAUUAUCUAGUUGUAGCAAGAAGCCAUCUUGACACUUGAAAAAAAUCAAAGUUUAUGUAAACUGUUUGACCAAGCUGCUGCACGUCGUGGAAGAUGGCUUGGAAUGGGUCCUUAAAAACCGCUGAACUUAAGAAAGUAGCAUUUUGGCGCCAAAUGGGUCAUCGCGUCGCCGACCUGCAGCUUUGAUUUAGCGGGAAAAUGUGAGGCGAUGAAUGAAGUGGUAAACUGCGCGGCAGCUCGAACGCACAAUGUCUUCCAGUUCGAGGUUCUUCGUUUUAGCCCUUCAUUUUGUGAUAAUAUUGCUCCAGAAACAACACAGCAAUGCGUUUAUCGACUUUGGUGACAGGGGAAGUGUGGAAGCCGUCGUAUUUGAAGAAUUUUCAUCUCAAUUUAGAGAGCCUUAUAACCUGCUCUAUUUCAAGUCUGCAUCUCUUGUUGUUUACUGUCAGUUGAGAAAUCGUAGCAGCGAUACUCAAAACUCGCGUAAUGUGUUAGUAAAUGAGUAUUCCUCGCAAGGCAUGGCUCCAACUAUCACUAUCGUCACUUUGGGCUGGUCGAAAUCCUACUUUUUCAACGAGCUCAUUCAAGACGAAGACUCUUACUGGAAGAUGAAUAUUUCAAAGGAAGAACUAUCGGAGCAUUUCCACGAAGAAAGCAAAGGGAGAAUUCCGUGGCAGUUCAGAGUAGAACUUGGGCAAGGCCUCAAUUUGUUUGAAUCAUGGGGAAAUCUUAUAAUACCAGACUUCGACCCAUUAUUUUCCGUUGAAUUCGGAGAUAGUCUAUCAGACCAGAACGCAAUUCCAGUUGUGGAAGAUGUCAUUGUAUGGCAGCAUCCAUGUACUCCAGGAUUCGCAGUUUUGGUUCCUGUGUUUGAGGUGAAAGAGUCCUUUACAGGGUGCUACAUGGCUGUAACUCAUGGAAGUUUCACAUCAAACACAACACUUUGGUAUGAUCUCCUUCACCGUUCAUCUGGAAAGCCAGACAACUACUCUAUCUGCAAAGAAAGCUCAUUUGCCAGUUGUGAACGACUGUUAAUUUUGGACUUGGCUUUGUUUAGCAACCGCAUUUUGCUAGUAACCUCAAAGGGUGUUCUAAGGUCGGAAUCAAUCAAUGAGGCUUCGGGAUUUAACAAAACAAAGCUCCAGUUUCAUAGAGUGUCUAAUAUACAUCCGAUAAUCGAGCAAGCAUUCAAAGAUGGGACAGUGGAACGUGAUAGAAUCAAGUUGCAUCACACAGCUCACUGUGAUGGACAAGAGAUAUUGAUCACAGAGCAUGCAGCACAUUUGGUUUAUACGCCGGCUGGCAGAGAGCAUUCUAUUCUUCUAUUAAGUGAGCCUCCCUUUGAUAAAUGGUCCUCUAUUGAGCUUCCCGAUCAAAUCAAGUCUUUCGCAGUUCUUGGUGUCACGUGGGACAUUCAAAGAGCUACAGUGGUUUUGCUCAUGAAGGACCCUUUUAAGGUACAGUGUUUGGUCGCGGUACUUCAUCCACAGACAUUCCAACCUAUUCAGGCCAUUUUUCGAUUCCCAAAUCAUGUCAAUUUUAAAAGGAUUAAUUUACAUGUUCACACUCAUGUUAUCUUCGUCUAUGGAUCCCAGGUGUGGUUAUCUCUGGACGGAGGAAACUCGUUUAAGAAGAUACUGGAUACACAGCUCCGCGGUGAUUUUGUAUCGGCACUUUUUACCAAUCCCCUAGGAGACGCAUUUGCGUUGGUUACAAGUCUUGGCGCUGUGUACAGUGGCUGGUCAGGCAUUCCGCGAGUAAGUCGCAUUGAGCCACCUGGUUCCUUUUCCAAGUGCUCCAUCAAGCUGCCUUAUUUCCAGCAUCAUAAGUCGGUCAACAUAAUUUGCGUGCAGAACGUAUCAAGUGCACUGAAAUUCAACACUUACAGUAUCGAUCUAGCCUCACAGAUCAAAGCAGACAGGAUUGUCCAUCACAGGCCUCUUCUUGUUCAUUUUGUAUCUGAAAGAAAAGUAGAAUUUUUUGCCUUUUGCGGAGAUGCCUUUUUCUCAGAUCAGAUUGGCUGUUCUGACUCGUUUCAGCAAUCUGAUGUUGGACGCGUGGUGCGAACAAAAAGUGGGGGCUCAGCUUUGAUAACUGAGGUGCACGACAGCAAACCCUCGAGUGAUUUUAGUGCGCCUGUCACUGCUCUUGUCAUUAAACCAUUUGGUCUUGUAGACAGAUCAGACUCUCCAGCACUCCAUUACACCCUUCAAGUAAAUAUUACGGGUUCACAUGCUGAAUUGCACCUGCAGAACUCAGGAAACGAUUCGGGCUGGCGAGGUGCAGACAUCGGUAAGACAGUUCUUCUGUUCAAUGGGGUAAGUCUGAUUCUUACGACGUGCAUAAGUCUUUCAUCUGCCACUGGAAGGCUACCAACGUCAUGGGAUAGUUCUGAAAUGUACACUGAAUGUUUUGAAGAAGGAAUGUGGUACCUCAUGGAUUUUCGUCCUUUUCGUGGCUUUCGUCCGCUAAGCUAUCUAGUUCUUCAAGUGCGCCUAAUGGAUGUUAAUCAUGCUAUAGCAGAGAAGGUAAAUGAUCAGUUCUCAUUUUCAAGAGAUUUUAUUGGGCAUAUAUUAAAAUUUGACCACGAGUGGGGCUUGAUUACCUCAGUCAACGAUACCUCAGUCGAAAUCAUGAACCCUGGUAACUUGAAGCCCGGUAACUAUACCAACAACUGGGGUUUUUACCAAGCACAAGUUAGUAAUGAUUCCUACACACCUUAUAUUCCGAAGCCUCAAUUUCAUGAUUGGUGGUUGGCAGAAGACGACUGUCGGCAUUUCCUUGUCGAAGACCCACCCAGUAAGCUAGAACUCUACCAUCUGGACUCUGGGCAAAGUCUUAACUUUACCCUCCGCAUUAUAUUUAAAGGAGUAGCAGAUAACAAUCCCGAAAAACCUUUAGUGAGGUUGUUUAUUGGGAAACCUUCCUUGUUUUAUGUGAAGUCAUCUUACCGAUACCAAAACAUGAAUCACACUCUCCGAGUUACUUUAACAAAAAGACCUUUUGUCGUUGGAAUAUCAUCAGUUUCUGUGAGAUUAGAACAAACUGCUUCUCUGUUAUGCAAGGAGGCAUCUUACACUGUGCACGGGGGUUGUCCACCGGAUAAAAAGCUACGUUUCUUGUAUCCUACAUCAUUUUCUCUUGAUGCCUUUUUAGAUUCGGAAAUAACGGAUUCUAAAGGCAUAGUGAGGAACAUGAAAGUACCUUCCAACUACAGAACUCCUUCUUCACGAGGCAAAGCAAUACCAAUGUCGGAAAAUGCUUACAACGUCGACCCACAGAAACCACUUUACAAAACCACAUACACCAUCACCAGAAUGACACUUCGAUAUAAACAAUGCAAAGGGAAAAAAUUUCGCUCUGAUUGUGGAUGUACGAGGCAAAUGAGAGGGUCUUCUCUUGUUGAGCAUUCAGACUGCAUCGAUACUGUUUACCGCGUUAUGUUCAGUGAAAAAAUUACUCCACGCUUUGUAGUCUCACAAGAACAUAAAGAAGACGAACCGCUACGUUUCCCAUUUUAUCUCGAAGAACUGAAUCAAAGGAAAGAUUUCAUAGUACUCUCCCCGAGUGAUCUUACGUUUGUCGGAAUAUCGUCACCAGUGCUUGAACAGAGUCUUAACAGUUCUAUACAGUUUGAAGGCUCAGGCUUGUAUCAUUUUCGUGCUCAAAUUGUGCAAGAGAAUUACACAUUCGGCAUCUUGACAGACGAAUUUGUGGUUUUUGUCGUCGACGCUCCUUUGCCUUUUCCUGUGAAGGACGUUGUAAGAGCCUGCACAGGAAUGGGAUUCGCAAGUUUGUUAUUUAUUGUUUACAUUAAACACUUUCAUAGGAAGAAGAAGAUGAAGAAUGAUUAGGAUCAGAGUUCCCCUGAAUUGAGGGUUCAGUUUUAAUGACUGAUAUAUGCCUUUUGUUUAUUGGGAGACUUGUUAUUCAUUUGUGCGUCUGAUCUCGAGAUUCUACAGUGCAAACUUUUGUAGAGGCCUAAUAACAGAUGGACGCAAUUUUUAAUACAGUUGCUGUGAAGGAAACUUUACAAAAAUAACAGGGUGUCACAAUAACUUUCCCUUCGUCGCACCACUAGUCGAGGUCAAUAAAACAAAGAUGGUGGUUCCGCUGUAAUGACUUACUCUCAAUGCUGAAAAGGUUCCCAACAAAACUGUGACAUACAUUAUUACGUGCCGAUAUUUCCACGCUUUCCACUAUUUUUCCGCUUUGGAAAGGUCUCAAACUUAAGUCAAAUGAAAGUAACUAAACAUUUCUAAAAGAUCUGUCUUUUUAUUUGCAGAUCAAAUAUUCAGUGCUUUCAGACUUCUUAGGUUCCAUCUGAAGCACUGAUUCUAAGGCCCCGUCCACACGUAUCCGGAUAUUUUUUAAUCCGCAACUUUUUCGUUCCGGGUACGGCUAUCGUCCACACGUAUCCGGCGAAUUCGCAAGCAAAUCCGAAUAUUUUUUUAAUCCGCUCUCCAGAGUGGAAAUUUUUUAAUCCGAUAAC